Planococcus citri (citrus mealybug) is the source of this 1722-nucleotide messenger RNA. RefSeq lists its product as uncharacterized. Lineage: Eukaryota; Metazoa; Arthropoda; Insecta; Hemiptera; Pseudococcidae. The record is from RefSeq and is a predicted model, not a curated record. The transcript is spliced from 2 exons. The coding region runs from base 206 to 1135 and encodes 309 amino acids.
AUGGGAACAUUAAAAGUUGUACCUAGUUGCACGUUUAGCGUCGGAGAACAAGAUAGUUCUUUAUUGACGUAUUCGGUUAAUCAUGGUAUGAUUAUUGAUGGUAUCUUGUUCAGUUAUUUGUGCAUUUUUAAUGUUUAGUUAACGUGGACAAUAAGAAUUAUAUGAAUUUGUGAAAAUAUUUGCCAGCUAUAGUCAUAGAGUUACGAUGAAGGCCGGAGAAACAAUUGUGAUAAUGAGCCUUCUGGGGACGAUUUCUCAAGCUGCUAGAUUACUCAAAGUGCCUCGAAUAUAUAACGCGAUAAUUACAUCGGAUAAAGAACUUCUACCAAGUCAAGCAUUCCCAGCUUUAUCACCGGUGCUUCAGAGUAUUCAAUUUCCUCAUUUCGCAAAUACAUUAUAUCAACCAGUAAACGUACCAAUCAUGACUCGUAAUUCUGAUCCAUUUGUUGGCCAGCCUAAACAAUACGACAGACCUGGUAAUCAAUUAUCUUACGAAACAUAUGCAAAAGAUACACUUCCACUUCGGAGUAAAGAUACUCCUCCGAACGAUUCAAUUGCUCCGAAAUCAACUCCGGUAUUAUUUAGACCAAACGUGGACCCUAAAAGUACUCCUACCAAUGAAGAAAAUAUGCCAAAUAUUAUACCCAACAGUAAUUUCCAAAGCAAUACGGUGAAUACUAAAAAACCAUUUUAUCCUCAUUACGACGAAGAAAUUGGUCAAAUAUUCAACGUCGUGAAUUACGACAAUAAAAAGGUGUACUCGGCUUCCAGUCCAACUUCACCGGAUUCCAAUUCACCGACUACUCAAAAAGUUGCUUUAGAUGGUGGUCCUCAGUAUUUACUUUCUACGCAGCAACAAGUCAAUUCGCUGCCUCAAUCUCGACCCAACAAUGAUCAAUUUUUGAAUCCUCAAUCCUCAGAUGAGAAUCAAGAUCAGUCGGGUUUUGUCGAUUCGUCAUCUCAAUUCAAUCCGAAUCAGUUUCAGUUUUUCAACGAUUUUGUCAAAAAUAAUGCGCCGAAGGAUAAAAGCAUCGCUGAUGUACCUCCCCCACCUCUGCCUGUGGGAAGACCAGGUACUCAAAGGAGAAAUGAAAACGCUCCUGUGAAUCCUUUACAAUUGGCAAUUGGCAUUUAACGAAUUCGUGAUGAUAAGGUACAUAUAAAAAGACUUCUGUGCAUAACUGCAUAUACCUAGUUACCUACCUACCUACUUGAGGAUAAUCAGGUACCAGUGCAAUGUGUUAUAAAUGUUAUGCAAUUAAGUAUCUAGUUUCGUAAUGACUGUGCUUAUCUAAUAUCUUCGUAAAUAAGUGCCCAUGCUACCUACAUAGUCUACCUAAAUACCAGCUACUCGUAUAGAUAUUAAAAGGCGAAAAUACUUCAUUUUCAAGUUGUGCUUCCACCUAUAGGUAGAAAAAUUAGUUGCAUGUGACUUUGUUACAUGGGAAUUACUUUUUUUUUCACGUUGGAUACCUGACAAAUCUAUGAAUAAUUAAAAGUAUUUCAUUCGAUGUGAAUCUAGUCUUCGAAAUUUUCAUUUAUUAUGACUUAGCUAUCAUUAGGUGAGUUAAUUUGUAUUGAUAAUGUAUACUGUCGGAAGUGUUUCUUAAGGCAUAUGUUUUUGAAAAUCACACCUUUCUAAUCAAACAAACACGAAAAGAAAUGUUUAUUUUGUAUAUUUAUCAAAUGCAUAUUGAAUAAUUAAAUGCUUUUAAAUGCUAA